This is a messenger RNA of Aspergillus ibericus CBS 121593, 1128 nucleotides long. Its product is annotated as NAD(P)-binding protein. NCBI's taxonomy places the organism in Eukaryota, Fungi, Ascomycota, Eurotiomycetes, Eurotiales, Aspergillaceae. Bases 1 to 1128 code for a protein of 375 amino acids. The transcript has 2 exons. The record is from RefSeq and is a predicted model, not a curated record.
AUGAGUAUCUCGUCAGACACUUUGCCUACUUCACCCGUGAACCCAGAGAACCCCUACGCCGAACAGCACGAACAUCCAGAUGGCCCUGACGAUGACCGUCCAACCGCACUGCAGAUCGUCGCAGACAAUGUCUUCAAUGAAUGGCACGACAAAGUGGUCCUCAUCACCGGGGCCACCGGCGAGAUCGGUCUCGAAACCGCCAUAGCUCUCCACUCGACCGGCGCCCAUGUCUUUAUCACCGCGCGCCACGUAUCCGAGGGCCAGGCAGCGAUGUGGAAGAUCCGCAGCAGAAGUGAAGGAAGCGGACCAAUUGACAUUCUACUCCUUCACAUGGAAUCUCUCGAUUCAGUCAGGCAAGCCGCUGAUGAAUUUCUCCAGCGCAGUCCAACUCUUAACAUCCUCAUCAACAACGCUGGAAUAUGCGAAGUCCCCGAAGGCAAAACCCAUGACCAAUUCGAGAGCCAUUUCGGCAUCAACCACCUGGCCCACUUCACCCUCAUCACGCAGCUGCUCCCCGCCCUGAAGGCCGGCAGUUCCCGUACCUUCCAAUCUCGCAUCGUGCAAGUGUCUUCCACGCAUCACAGAUGCGGAUUUGUCGACUUCAACGACAUCAAUUCCACGAACAAGAAGUAUAUCCCCUACCUAGCCUACGCCCAGUCCAAGACCGCCAUGGUCUGGACCGCCAACUAUGUUGAUGCCGUAUACGGCACAGCCGGGGUGUACGCACUCUCCGUGCAUCCCGGGAUGGUGUGGUCGGGGUAUCAGCAACAUAUGGAACCCGUGCAAUUGAAAUGGUGGACGCAUGGCUAUGGGGCCAGGCAGGUCAAGAGUCCGGCGCAGGGAGCUGCCACGACGGUGUGGGCUGCUGUGGGAAGGGUCUGGGAGGGACGGGGAGGUGUAUAUCUGUUGGAUUGUCGGUAUGCUGGGGGGUCCCGGGUUCUGGAUUUCACGUCGGCUGAUUUUCUGCGAUACUUGCCGUGUGGUUGGCAGACGGAGGAGAGGCUGUGGAAGCUGAGUCAGCAGUGUACGGAGGAGUCGGAGCCGUUGUUGGAGGGGAUGAUGCCGAUUGCUCAGGCGAGUACCGUGGGUAUACGAUAUGAUUCAGUCGUGAUGGAGGAUGCUGAUUAG